AUGCGUAUCUUCAAAAGACUUGCAGCGGCAUCAAGUGCGGCGUUCAUAAGUCAUACUUUGGCCAUUCCGUUUAUUGUCCACCCUGGUGGUGCGAAUGAUGUUGUCAUCAUAUCUCAAGAUACUCUCAACGAGACGAUAUCCAACCACGGGCCUUGUCAGGCUACAACUCCUCUGUCAGCUGGCGAUGCUGAGCAGCUCUCAGUCUCUGUGCAAAACAAUUUCCAGAGCGAUUCCGUCCAUGUCUUUAUCACUGGACUCGAUUUCGAUGGGAACAUUGUUUGUCUUACACCUAGUGGAAGUUGGUAUACUCCAACAGGAGAUAGCAGUUCCACGACUCCCCAAGAAAUUACGGAAGACAUUGCCAUUCCUAUUGGUGCUUAUGGAACAACUACUUCCCUUACCCUCCCGAGGUAUUUUUUAUCGGGCCGCAUCUGGGUCGCAGAUGGUGACCUGACAUUCUGGACUGUGAUAUCUGCCACUGGUGUUCUAUCUCUUGUUGAACCAUCUGCAGUCAACCCGGAUGAUAGUAGUGCAAACGUCAACUGGGGCUUCGUCGAGCUCACAACAGAUUCUAGCGGUAUUACGGUUAAUUUGAGCUAUGUCGACUUCGUUGGUCUCCCGCUUGGUAUCGAGGUUCAGGGUAGUGAUGGCACCCAAACAGCUCUCGGUGUGUCGGCAGAUGCUUUAUCAUCUAUCUGCAACGACUUGGCUACACAAGCAUCCUCAGAUGGUCAGCCCUGGAACGAACUCUGCAUGACUGACACUAGCGGCAAUGUCCUCCGCGUUAUCGCUCCUUACUACUACAUAAGCCUAGAGCCGGACGCUUUCGAUUCCUACUGGACGAGUUAUGUAUCUAAUGUCUGGUCUCAAUACGAGACCACGCCCCUGACAAUCGACACCCAGGCUGCAGCUGGCCUGAUAAACUGUACAGUGUCAAGCGGUACCUUGAACUGCGACGGCGACAAUCGAGGCUAUGCACAGCCAGACGCCAGCGAUAUCUUUGGUUGCAAUAGCGGUUCAUUUACAAUUGAAUCAAGUGACAAUGACGUCCAUAAAGCUGUUGUUCCGCGUCUCUGUGCCGCAUUUAACCGCAAGAGUGUGCACCAGCAUGAGGCUGACGGGAAGGGGUAUGCAUUCGCUUAUGAUGAUGUGACUCCUGACGGCGUGCUAAAUGCCUCUGGUCUCCUUUCUGACCCGAACCCCACUCUUCUCACUAUCACUGUUGGUGGACCAACGUCCUAA
This is a messenger RNA of Penicillium waksmanii, 1242 nucleotides long. RefSeq lists its product as uncharacterized. Lineage: Eukaryota; Fungi; Ascomycota; Eurotiomycetes; Eurotiales; Aspergillaceae. The transcript is spliced from 2 exons. Bases 1 to 1242 code for a protein of 413 amino acids. The record is from RefSeq and is a predicted model, not a curated record.